AUGCAGGACAAGAGCCUCCUUGAUCAUAGUUUAACUCCCAAUCCUCGGAUGAUUCACUUCUACGAACUGAAACCGGCCGCGUCUAGGGCAGAUUUGUCGAUUGGAUAUCUGCCCUUGACUCGUACUGUAAUACUUAUCCUGAACUACAAGAAACUUCCAUACCAAAUCCAUCAGAUAAGCCCCAAAGACAUCCGAACCAAGUUGAAGUCCUUCGGUAUCCUUCUUUCUGAGGAUGGCGGAGAGACUCAGUUCACAACGUACCCCAUUCUAUUCAUACACGACACGACCACAAACCAAGUCGUUUUCGACUCCCUCGACGUCGCAGAGUACCUCGAUGAAGCCUACCCGGACACUCCAAGAGUGAUACCUCGAGGGACACGAGUCCUUCAGCACGCAUUUUCGAAUAACAUCCUCUCAAACAUGUUUGCGUUACACCCGGUCUUAUGUCCACAGCUCAAACGACACCUGUCACCGGAGGUGUUGGCUCAACAGAGAAAGAUCCUGGGGAGCAAAAUCCUCGAUGUGGAACUUGAACCGGAAGAAGCGUGGAGAAAAGUCAAAGCUAGCUUCGAAGCUCUUGGAAAGGCUUUUGGGAGGCAAAAGGGCACGUUUAUUAUGGGUGAAGACAGUCCGACGUUUGCAGAUUUCACGUUAGUAUCGUUCAUUUGGUGCGUCAAUGUCGCGUAUGGGGAGCAUAGUCAGGAGUGGGAUGAAGUGCGCGGAUGGGCUAGUGGGAGAAUCGGUCGGUUGUGUGAGGAAGUAAUGUCGAUAUGUCGGUAG
Molecule: messenger RNA, 780 nt
Organism: Marasmius oreades (fairy-ring Marasmius)
Lineage: Eukaryota; Fungi; Basidiomycota; Agaricomycetes; Agaricales; Marasmiaceae
Exons: 2
Coding region: 1-780 (259 amino acids)
Cellular component (GO): cytoplasm
Source: RefSeq, a predicted model, not a curated record